CAACGGGAAUCUCUCACUCCAACGGAAUCUCCGCCAGCUCUACGGCUGACAGUUCAAAACCUUUUUUUCUGGCUGGCACAAAAAAUGCCAUGAUUUCUCCCGGUUUAAAUUCUCGUCUCAUUAUCAGAUUCGGUCAAUCCUUGGGCUUUUGUGCCUCGACUCCGUCUCGCGUGGAACUGUGGAGUAACCUAACGGUAGACCAGUCCUGGCACGCUUUUCCUUUUUUGACAUGCGGCCCAGACAAACACACUUUGACCAUCAGCACCGCCGACUUACCUGAAGGCGAUUAUGAAUUUACUGCACGCUCAUGGGAUUCCGCCAGCCACCAAUGGCAUUGGUAUGGUACGACAGACAACAAUGGUCACGUCUAUAUUCGUCCAUAUGGCCCAAGCAUUCAGCCUGAAGAACUGGCUCAGCUUGAACUUGUGACUCAGAAGCAAUACGUUCAAACACAGCUCCAUCACUACCGUGUGCCACUUGGGACCACUCACGUGGGAAGCAUCGAAACGCAGCUACACAGCUACGUUGCCUUUGCUCGUAAAAGUUCUUGUUGGAUGACGCCUAUUCCGGGCGCAGACCGCUUGCAGCCGGAUCAGCAAAAGUGGCAAUUGCUACUAUUUCAGGAUCGUCGACACGGCAAUAUUCAUGCAUGGAUAGCUGUCAGCAUGCCUACCGUUGAUCAUUGGAUGAUCAGUCAUGGAGAUAAUACACUGUCCUUGAACUGUGAAAACGGCCAAGGUCAUUUAAUCGUUGCCUCUACGACCGAACAGAACGUUUCCGGCUUGAUGCGUGAUUGUACGCAGUAUAUCUCAGACCACAUUGUGCAAUGCAAGCCAGAUGGCUCAAACAAAACGCCUGAUUCAGCUACAGCCAGUUACCUAGGCUACUGCACCUGGAAUGCUUUUGGUCAGGGCGUCAGUUUCAAUGAUAUAUCCACUGCAUUAGAUGAAUUGACUCGCAUUCAUGUCCCCAUUCGUUACCUGGUGAUUGAUGAUGGAUGGCAAUGCCACACCAACCGGCAACUACUGUCUAUGGAAGCCGAUUCUGAAAGAUUUCCUUUGGGUCUCCAGAAAUCGGUUAGCCUAUUGAAGAAGAGGUUUCCCGGAUUGCUGACUGUUGGUGUUUGGCACACUUUGUGGGGUUACUGGCAAGGUGUACAUGAAAGCCUGGCAGCACCCUACGGCCAUGUGGACGUAGACUCUGUGGGCCUUGUCGAUCACCCACAUUGUUUCUAUGAAGACUUUUACAAGUUUCUGACGCAAGCAGGCAUACAGAUGAUGAAAGUCGAUAACCAGGGCGCUUUUCAAGAUUUGAAUCUUCCAUUUGAACAGAAGCAAGCACAUUGGAACAAGUACCUUGAUGCCAUGGCACAAACGAUUGAAAAAUAUGCGUUAAGCACGAAUAUCGUCCAUUGUAUGGCUUUCACACCUCAUAUUCUAUUUCAUCCCACAUGCAAAGUUCCCCGCGUAAUAUUUCGUAACAGCGACGAUUACUUCCCAGAUGUGAGCGAUAGCCAUCCUUGGCAUAUUUACGUCAAUGCUAUGAACUCUCUGUGGACCAAUGCUCUGGAUUUAACCGCGGAUUGGGACAUGUUUCAAUCGCGACAUCCGUUUGCUGAAUACCAUGCGAUAAGCCGUGCUAUCUCUGGAGGUCCUGUAUAUAUUACCGAUAUACCGGGUUAUCAUGAUACUUCCAUCUUAUCACGCCUUGUGGCGACCUCUGUAGACGGCGAACAGACUUUGCUACGGUAUCAACAACAAGCCCAGCCUUCUUUUGAUACCGUAUUUCAUAAUCCCAUGCAACCUCCGUACCGAUGCAUUGAGUUAUCCAAUCAACACCGUGAUCACUCUGACCAAUGUUAUGCUGUGGUUGGUUUUUGGAAUCCAAGUGAUACAAGGCAGUUCUCCCACCUUUCGCAUCAUGGUUCGGCACCAAACCAAGAGUUUAUUGUUAACGUUGUUGCUGGUCAUGACAAGGGGACCGUUACCAAGCUUCACAUUGACGCUAACACGAUUGGCGUAACCGUUGCCCCACUUGGCUGCACGAUGCUUUCGUUGUGUCCCAUUGCCACCCUACCUCACCUUUCCUUGUCCACGGCAUGCCUGGGACUCGUUGACAAGUACAACGGUAUCUGCGCUAUUCAAUCAUCGCAAUUAUUAUCUGUUACUGAGACAAAGGCCGAAUUUCGUGUUCUAUUGACCCACAAGAGCCAGCAGUGCGGCUUUUGGAUUGAUCUUCCGUGGAGUUGUACCCGAGUGGAUUUCGGAGGCCAAAUAGCGCCCACGGAUUCAUGGGUGUGGGAUAAUGCGCUUCGUGUCCUAUUGAUUGACAUGACUUCUUGUUCUGCUUCAGCAACACCCUCUGGAUCACUGUUUUUCGUCACAUUGUCGUUAACGAAAGAAGUUCUUUUAUAGAGCGCCAAGUCCUUCUCCGUCCAAAAAUAUCCCCUUUGAAUAAUUUUUUGUUGACAUUCAGUGACAUGUUUUUGCGAAUAUAAACUGCAGACUCGCAGCU
This is a messenger RNA of Radiomyces spectabilis, 2514 nucleotides long. RefSeq names its product glycoside hydrolase superfamily. Bases 90 to 2414 code for a protein of 774 amino acids. The transcript has 5 exons. Lineage: Eukaryota; Fungi; Mucoromycota; Mucoromycetes; Mucorales; Radiomycetaceae. The record is from RefSeq and is a predicted model, not a curated record.